AUGCCAUCCGGACUUCGGAUAGUCAUCGGUGGGGACGACGCCGGCUUCCCCUACAAGUCCAUCAUCACCCAACAACUCCUCACAGAUCCCCGAGUCUCUUCCGUUGUCGACGCUGGUCCCUCAUCAGAGGAAGACAAAACUGCCUACUCACACUUUGCCAUCGCCGCAGCUGAGAAAGUUGCAAAGGGCGAAGCCGACAGAGCUUUGUUGAUUUGCGGCACCGGCCUUGGUGUUGCCAUAGCCGCCAACAAAGUCCGUGGUAUCAGAGCUGUGACAGCACACGAUAGCUUCUCUGUCGAGCGUUCGGUCUUGAGUAAUAACGCCCAGGUCCUAUGUUUGGGACAGCGUGUUGUGGGCAUUGAGCUUGCUAAGAGACUUGUAAAAGAAUGGCUGGGUUAUCAGUUUGAUCCCAACUCGUCAUCUGCUGCCAAGGUUAAGAUAAUUGAGGAUUACGACAAAGAACAACUUAUAGCAGCGCCAGUAGUUGCUGCAUAG
Molecule: messenger RNA, 495 nt
Organism: Fusarium fujikuroi IMI 58289
Lineage: Eukaryota; Fungi; Ascomycota; Sordariomycetes; Hypocreales; Nectriaceae
Product: related to ribose-5-phosphate isomerase
Exons: 2
Coding region: 1-495 (164 amino acids)
Biological process (GO): carbohydrate metabolic process
Cellular component (GO): intracellular anatomical structure
Molecular function (GO): isomerase activity
Source: RefSeq, a predicted model, not a curated record